CUUUGGGUGAUCAUUUGUAACUUGGAAAUAUAAUGUAGAAGGGAGUGCUGAUUGAAUUAUGCCAACGUCAUGGAUUGCAUUGGACAGUGGAAACGAUGGAUCCGUCCUGGUUUUAUAGCUCUGUAUUUCAUUUUAGCAAUAAUAGCUCUCCCAUUGUGUAUUAUUGAAUUGCACAGCGAAGGCGAGCCAACCCACGUUCAAGCAUGGUUUGCUGGUGGAAUAUUCGUGAUGUGCGCGGUACCCAUCUCACUAUGGGGUAUUCUUCAACAUCUUGUCAACUACACACAGCCACAUCUUCAACGACACAUAAUAAGAAUUCUUUGGAUGGUGCCAAUUUAUGCUUUGAAUGCUUGGUUUGCACUACGUUUUCCCAGUGCAGCUAUCUACUUGGAUACUGUGAGAGAGUGUUAUGAAGCUUAUGUUAUCUACAACUUCAUGGCUUACCUACUGAACUACUUAUGGGAGGAACAUCCCCAGCUUGACCUUGUCCUCAGGAACAAGGAACAAGUGCGCCACCUAUUUCCUAUCUGCUGGGUCACACCUUGGCCCAUGACAGGAAAAUUUAUAGAUCGUUGUAAACAUGGAGCUUUGCAGUACACUGUUAUCCGCCCUGUCACAACAAUAAUAGCAUUAAUAUGUGAAAGUUUUGGUAAAUAUGAUGAAGGAGAUUUUAACUUUAAAACAGCGUGGUCCUAUCUGGUCAUAGUAAAUAAUAUAUCUCAAAUUUGGGCAAUGUACUGUCUUGUUUUGUUCUACAAAGCCAUGAAGGAAGAAUUGGCUCCAAUUAAACCAGUCCCAAAGUUCCUUUGUGUGAAAUUUGUGGUCUUCUUUUCAUUCUGGCAGUCUGUAAUCAUUGCUGUUCUUGUGGAAGUGGAUGCCAUCCCGUCUGGUGGAGAUUGGGUAUUCUAUGAUAAUAUCAAUCAAGUUGCUGCAGGACUACAGGAUUUCUGUAUCUGUGUAGAGAUGUUUUUGGCUGCCAUUGCCCACUACUACUCCUUCUCACAUAAACCAUUCAUGGAUUCCAACUUUGAGGGACAGGGAUGGUGGCAGUCCUUCAGGUCUAUGUGGGAUGUCUCUGACAUGAGGGAUGAUGUUGUAGAGCAUGUCAGAGUCAUAGGUCACAAAGUGAAAAAGACUGUGAGUAAACCCUUACUUCGUGAUAGAAGUGAGCGAACUCCACUCCUUACAGAAUCUAAAAAUAGCUACACACAAGACAGUACAUCUUCUUUAACCAAUGAUCCCUCUGACUGGGACACAGCAUCACUAGAGACAACAUCUAGUCUACGGCCUGCCUUUAACCCAACAGACAGCAUGAACAACUAUGUGGUGUUUGGUUCGAGUUCUGACCAACAGGAGGCAGCACCAAAGCCUGGAGAUCAGAAUGGCCAAGAGGUGAUUAAAAGUCGUAAUGUUGAAGUUCAUAGGUCAUCUAAUUAUACCGCUGAGACAAGUGAUAAGGCUGCUGAGAAGGAAGACACAGACAAUACUGAUUUAAUGUUGGUGGAAGACAAUCAGAAAACAGUCGCUAAUGCAAUGGAACCACAGGAUGCACAGACGGACAUGUACACAGACCACUCACAGGACACACAGACAGACAUUACUACUGACCAGUCACAGGAUGCACAGACGGACAUGUACACAGACCACUCACAGGACACACAGACAGACAUUACUACUGACCAGUCACAGGAUGUACAGACAGGCAUGUCCACAGACCACUCACAGGACACACAGAUAGACAUAACCACAGGCCAAUCACAGGAUGUACAGACAGGCACAGACCACUCACAGGACACACAGAUAGACAUAACCACAGGCCAAUCACAGACCUUACAGACAGACAUGUCAAGCAACCAAUCAGAAAAUAUCGUUUCACACACAAGCAUAUCAGCAGAUCAGACAAGACAACAGUCUCAUAAUGUACCUAGUAACCAACAAGAUGAUAACAGUAGUCCCCUCACUGUUAAUGCAUAAUAACAUAUUUCAAUGAUGAUCAAAAGAGAUUCCAUUCCUUUGUACUGAUAUGCUGAUUAAUGGAAUCUUGACCUCUAUUUUAUACAUCAAUGUCAUGUCUUUAGUUUACAUCAGGGACCAACAACACAGGUUCCCAUUGUUGUUUAGAACCAUGGUGCUGAGUAGUUGUGCUGAUGAGAAUGCUGAAAUAUUACUAUUUCUACUCGAGGUCAAUGCACCUUUCAGGGGCAAAGCUUUCUUUGUUGUUAUUGAAGUUUCAUUUAUUUUAUUAAAUCACUAAUAAAAUUUUUAUCAAAACAGCUUUAAUUUCUCAUUUAUCCUCACAUAAAUCUGUAAUAGUAACAUUUGUACAAUUUCUCUGGACUUCAAGAUAGUUACUCCUCUUUUUUUUAUCUGGAUUCCGAUUUUGAUGUCAAGGAAUUGGAGCGAUAGGAAUUUCUGAUGAAUGUUUUUAAACUCUUGUGUUGAACCCACCAAUGAGAUAAUGUCAGUGAUAUCCACCCUAGAUACUAAUAUUAAUUAAUGUUUGUUGGCCAUUGUGUUGUAAAAAUUAUUGUUGUAACGAUAUUGUAGGUCUCCGUUUUAAAAGAUAUGUCAUUUUCAUUGUUUUUGUGUAUUAGAGUAUGUCAAAAAUAAGAAUGAAAAGUAAUUUUAGAGCUAGUAUGUGUGUUAUUGUUUGUAAGCAAGUGUGACUAAAAUACAGAUAUAGAGUCCACAGGACUAUGAGCUGAGUGAUGAUGUAAAGAAGCAGUGCUGUGUUGUAAGAUUUGUUUUUUAUGAUAACUGAUGUUGGCUUUAUCUGUGAUUAUUAUAGUUUAUUUUUGAUGAGAUUUACAAAAUGUGUUUUAAAUUACAAAAGAAAAGAUAAAAAUUAUGGAUGAUUUAAAAAUUUAUCAAAGAUGAUAUUUCUGUCUCUGAUCUUUAUCACACAUUUGCAGAUAUAUACUCAGUGAUUGGGGACAUUGAGUUGUGUAGAAGAUAUCCAUGAUGUAUCAGUCAUUAAGUCAGUGGGGUAUGUAAACAAAAAUUGUCGGUAAUAUCUGGAGAUGUACUAUAGAAGAAUGCGUUUGUGUCAUAUCUAGGCAUUCUUAUUUAAUGAUUGUACCAUUCCAGUAGCUGUCUUCUUUCUUAAUACUUUUGUAUGCUUUUUUUUAUAUGUCAAAUUUAUGGGAAAGAGAAAAUGCUUUAUUUACAUGUAUGUUUUUUUUUUAACUGAGCCAAGUGAUCGAUAGUGAUAUCACGGUGUAUGUCACCCGUCGUCUGUGAACUGAGUAGCUUUUAAUCAAAUUUGGUCUGAAGCAUCUUUAGGGAAAGAUGAUUUUUUUGUGAAAUUUUGUGUAAAUGGAAAUGGUUGAAUGGUUUGCCCCCCACCCUGCAGCCUUAGGGAUGGGGUCAAAUAGAGAAAUAGGGAAAAAUCAAUCAAUUUCUUUAACUUAAAAAUUGAUCUUUAUCUUGUAUUUCAGAAAUUACAGGAUAUUGCCCAAAUUUGGUCUGAAGCAUGUUGGAUGAAAGGAAAUCAGUUUUGUACAAAUGAUUGGUCUAGACCCUUGGAGCCAAAGGGGCGGGGCCCAAUAGGGAAAAAUAUAUCAAUUUUUGUAAAAUCUAUCUUGUUCUUCAGGAAUUGCAGGACUUUGUCCGUAAUUGGUCUGAAGCAAGCUGGGGGGAAAGGAAAUCAAAUUUGGGGCCAGAGAGAUGGGGUCCAAUGGGGAAGAUCUAUCAGUUUCUUUAAAUUCUAUCAUGUUCUUAUUUGGUCUGAAGCAUACUUGGUUGAAGGGAAAUCAGUUUUGUAUAAACCUAUGGUCUCGUCUCCCUGUGGCCAGAGGGGUGGGGCCCAAUAGAGAAAAUCUAUUAGUAGAUUUAGUUAAUUGCUUUGCACCUUCAACAGUUUAUUGGCAUUGCUGAGCAUCAUAACUGGUAAUUUGUCCUGGGGUCUGGUCCCACCGCAGGACAGAUUAUAUCUUUGAAGCCAUUGAGAUUACCAUCCCAUAACUUAAUAUCAUUGCUGGACAUGAAGAGAUUAACAUCUGAUAUCUGUCCCAACCCCUAAGGAAUUUGAAGCUGUAUCUGUAGGGUGAGGCUCAUCAGUGGAAAUAUUUUCCUUCUAAAGAAAUGUAAUGUGUUAUAUUACUGACUUAAAUAUUCAGGUGAGUGAUACAGGCCCUCUGGGCCUCUUGUUUACAUAUCAUUUAUAAUGAAGUAUUAUAUUUCCCAUUAUGUUGUGAUCUCAGAUAAUAUGUUAGUUAAGACAUCCUCAUUGAUUUGAUUAUUUGAUUUAAAUAACCACAACCACUUAUUAUAACAAUAUAAUUACAUUAUUUGUAUCCACGGAGACCUACUGCUACUGUGUAAUGUUGUGAUUAAAUUAAGGACUGAUAAAGUAUGAAAGAUUUUUAUUGUGAAAUCCAGUAAAUCUGGAUAUUGGCCCUUAACUGGACCUUAACAGUGGCGAUCUUGUCAGCUUUCUACUGGACCUUAACAGUGGCGAUCUUGUCAGCUUUCUACUGGACCUUAACAGUCAUAAUGAAGUGGUUGACCUGAUAAAUUGAUACAUUUGUUUUUGUUUUGGAAAUUUUCGAAGAGAAUCCAUCUUCACUUAUUGCAGUAUUGUUUAUGUGAUAACAACAGUCAGGAAUGAUAUCAUUCAUUAUAUUCAAAUUACUCGAACUCGAGAGUAAUUGUCAUGUGAUAAUAUGUCUGGACUGAGAGCAGUUGUUGUGUGAUAAUAUGUCCUGGCUGAGAGCAAUUGUUGUAGAAGAUAUGUCUGGACUGAGAGCUAUAUGUCUGAACUCUGUGCAACUGUCAUAUGAUAACUUGAUAAUUAUGAGAGCAGUUGUACAGUGAAUCUUCUUAUUUAGAAUAAACAUUUUCAAUUGUA
Messenger RNA from Ylistrum balloti, 4849 nucleotides. Its product is annotated as transmembrane protein 184C-like. Lineage: Eukaryota; Metazoa; Mollusca; Bivalvia; Pectinida; Pectinidae. Gene Ontology annotation, molecular function: transporter activity. The transcript is spliced from 9 exons. Bases 70 to 1974 code for a protein of 634 amino acids. Gene Ontology annotation, biological process: transport. The record is from RefSeq and is a predicted model, not a curated record.